This is a messenger RNA of Botrytis porri, 474 nucleotides long. RefSeq lists its product as uncharacterized. Bases 1 to 474 code for a protein of 157 amino acids. Gene Ontology annotation, cellular component: actin cytoskeleton; actin cortical patch; cytoplasm. Gene Ontology annotation, biological process: actin filament severing; actin filament depolymerization; cell motility. The record is from RefSeq and is a predicted model, not a curated record. The transcript has 6 exons. Gene Ontology annotation, molecular function: actin filament binding. Lineage: Eukaryota; Fungi; Ascomycota; Leotiomycetes; Helotiales; Sclerotiniaceae.
AUGUCUAACUCAGGUAUCACCGUCGACGAUGAAUGCAUCGAGAAGUUUAACGAGAUGAAGCUUCAAAAGAAGAUCAAGUGGAUUGUUUAUAAGAUCAACGAUGAAGGAACAAAGGUUGUUGUCGACACUUCCAGCGAGUCGGCAGACUGGGAACCAUUCCGUGAGGUCCUCGUAAAUGCAAAGGCACUCAACAAGAACAAAACCCAGGGUAAAGGUCCCAGAUACGCUGUCUACGACUUCAACUACGAUUUGGCCAACGGAGAGGGACAAAGAACCAAGCUUACUUUCAUUUCGUGGUCCCCUGAUGAUGCUACUACCUUCCCUAAAAUGAUGUACGCCUCUACCAAGGAAUCUUUCAAGCGUGCCUUAUCCGGACUUUCGGGCGAUGAACUUCAAGCAAACGACGAAGCCGACCUCGAGGAGAAUGAAAUGUUGAAGACAGUCAGCAAGGGUACAGCCGCUCUCAAGGCAUAG